AUGCUGUUUUACCCUUGUUUAAAUGCGCCACGUCGAUUCGUUGAACGCCAUAUUGAGACUGUUGGUUUUCCAGCUGGUAGGUCGGGUGGCGUACGCAAGUCGGUUGCGCUGAUUGAUCACGUUGUUCGGACUACAGUGCGCUCUGGUGUUGUUAAGGACAUGGAACCGGCUGAUGCGUUCGAGAUAGCACUCCAAGGUCUCACGGCGAAGGAUGAUUCACUGUCAAUGCCAGUCACUGAACAGGUCUCACCGGACUCUGCUAUUGUGGCUGACGUUAAACCUGCCGAAUCAGAUAGUAAUCAGGAGGAUUAUGGACUGGAUAUCAUUUCAAAAGCUCUCAAGAGCGCCGGUAUUACACCCUCAGAUGUUCCCAACCCAGUUACCACUGUUGCACCAACACAAAUCUACACGGUUAUUAAUCAGACGGGAAAUCCAUUGGUCCAAAUACCCUCGGUUACCAACACUCAACUGAGGGUUCCUACCAUCUCUGGAGUUGCUAGUCGCCUCAUUCAACUCUCCAAGGUUUCUCGUGCUCCUACUAUAAUUCGAAAGAGGCCAAGUGCUGAGCCAGCCACUUUUCCCCCUGUAAAAUUUAUCCGCCGCGGUGACGCUCCUAGCAGCGGACCAGUUAAAAUCGAGACCGUAUCUGACAUGAAAUUCAGAACUCAGACAUUGGGUCCUCAACGGAUCCCAAUGAACUACCCCCUCAAUUUCCUCUCUCAGAAGAGAGAUGAGGAGAUCGAGGAGGAUGAUUCCGACGAUUUAGCACAGGCGGAGACGUACGCCGAUUAUGUACCUGCUAAGCUUCAUCUCGGCUGCAGACAUCCAGACCCCAUAGUUGAGUCCAGCACUCUUUCUAGCGUCUCCCCACCGGACAUCCACUACAAUCUUCGCCUCCCCCGUGAAGUCAUUGACAGUGGUCGGCUCUCGGCACUCCAAUUGGAGGCCGUCGUCUAUGCAAGUCAACGUCACGAAUGCAUUCUCCCAAAUGGGCAGCGAGCUGGUUUCUUAAUUGGUGACGGUGCUGGUGUUGGUAAAGGUAGAACCAUUGCUGCCAUUAUCUACGAAAAUUACAUGCAGCAUCGGAAGAAGGCCAUUUGGUUAUCAGUUUCAAACGAUUUGCGUGUUGACGCCGAGCGUGAUCUCCGUGAUGUCGGCCUCACGAAACUUGAAGUUCACUCUCUCAAUAAGUUUCGAUAUGCAAAGAUUUCUGGCAAGGUGAACGGGAGCGUGAAGAAGGGGGUGCUCUUUUCCACCUACUCCUCCCUAAUUGGCGAAAGUCAGGGUGGCGCAAAGGCAAAGUAUAAAACGCGUCUCAAGCAAAUUGUUCACUGGUGUGGCAAGGAUUUUGACGGUGUUAUUGUCUUCGAUGAGUGCCAUCGAGCCAAAAAUCUUACUCCCAGUGGUUCACAGAAGCCCACCAAAACGGGUUUGACUGUGUUGGAACUGCAAAACCGCUUACCAAAUGCGCGAAUCGUCUACGCCUCGGCUACGGGCGCAACAGAGCCGCGAAACAUGGCUUACAUGACGCGACUCGGUCUUUGGGGCAAGGGCACUCCAUUCAAGGAUUUCAACUCCUUUAUUCAAUUCAUUGAACGUCGGGGUGUUGGUGGCAUGGAGCUUGUCGCUAUGGAUAUGAAGCUUAGAGGAAUGUAUAUAGCACGUCAGUUAAGCUUCCAUGGUGUCAAAUUCACGAUCAGACCCGUCGAGAUUGAAUAUGUGCUGUUGAACGGCCAGUCCUUCGUUAAUGUAUAUAACCAAUCUGCCGACUUGUGGGUUUGCGCUUACGAGUACUUCUCGGAAGCCGCCCGACUAAUCAACGCAUCGGACAAAUACCGCAAAACCAUGUGGGGCCAAUUCUGGUCUGCGCAUCAACGUUUCUUCAAGUACCUCUGCAUAGCCGCUAAGGUUGAUGCCUGUGUUGAAUUGUGCAAAAUGGCGCUUAACGCCGAGAAGUGCGUGGUCAUUGGUCUUCAAUCAACUGGUGAAGCGAAAACACUUGAACAAGUGGAGGAAUUUGGAACAGAUCUGGGGGAAUUUGUAUCUACUGCUAAGGGCGUUCUACAAUCGUUGGUCGAGAGGUAUUUCCCCACAGCAUCAAAUUUGGAAAGUUUCACAGCCCGUGGUGAAAAAUUGACCAUUGCUGGUGAUCGUUCGUCUUCGACAACUCUUACUCGAGCUGGUAGAGCUGUUGCUGGCGGCAAGGGUAGUGGACUCGGCUUGAAAGAUAUCCUCGGUGAAAAAGCUUUCGCCAAACUGAUUGCUGGUGGAUCUCUCACCGGGUACGACGAUGAUGAUUCAGAUAGGGGCAACCCGGGAAGUGUUGCUACGGGCACCAAAAAGGACGACUCGGACGAUGCCGUUUCUGAUGAGGAUGACGACAAUGAUGAUGAAUGGGGAAAUGAAUCGGAUAAUCAGUCGAAAGCCAACGGCGGUGACAGUUCAUCAGAAUAUUAUGAUUCCGACCUCGAGAUAAGUAAUAAUUGUCGCGGUGGCGUGAAACGAACGAAAAAAUCGCGAAUCGGCGCCUCAAGUAAGCGCAAGCAGGUCUACGAGAGUGAUGCUGCGGCGGACUCCGAUGACGACGAUAUGGACUAUGAUGCCAUGUGCGACACCUUCUUUGCCCGUCAGAGGGAGAGGGCAAUAAGGCAAAAUGACUCCCUCUGGGCCGAUGAGUCGACGCGUAACCUCUCCGCCAAGUAUUUCCUAGACUCCAAGUCGCCAGAUGGGAUGCUCGCCUCUAAUGGCAGCGUCUCUUUGGAGGAGGCGCGAAAAAAAUGCGAUGGAAUGAAGGAACUUCUUUUGGGACAUAUUGAAAGAAUUGGCAGGUACCUUCCUCCCUCGUCCUUGGAUGAGUUGAUUGAAAAGCUGGGCGGUCCAUCGAGAGUGGCCGAAAUGACUGGUCGUCGCGGUCGUGUGGUCAUGAACGACUCUGGUCGUGCUCUCUAUGAAUCUCGACGUGAGGGUGAUUGUGCGAUGGAGACUAUCAAUCUGAUGGAAAAGCAACGGUUUAUGGAUGGGGAGAAGUUGAUCGCCAUAGUUUCGGAGGCCGCCUCCUCUGGUAUCUCGCUCCAGGCUGAUCGACGUGCGAAGAAUCAACGACGUCGUGUUCACAUAACCCUUGAACUUCCCUGGUCUGCCGAUCGUGCUAUUCAACAGUUUGGUCGUACCCAUCGCUCCAAUCAGGUCAGCUCGCCAGAAUAUAUCUUCCUCAUCUCCGAUCUGGCAGGAGAACAACGCUUUGCAUCAACUGUGGCCAAGCGUCUCGAAUCUCUAGGGGCUCUAACCCACGGCGAUCGUCGAGCUACGGAGACUCGAGAUCUCUCUCGUUUUAACAUUGACACAAAGCUUGGUCGUGAGGCCCUCGAUAUCGUCCUCAAGACGUGCAUCUGGGGGGAGGAGGGAAUUAUCAAACCGCCAGCGGAUUAUCGUUCAGAAGAUCCCAUCGUAGCAGAUGCAAAAACUCUGGAGCCCCUUCCACCGACAUUGCGCCCCUACCACCAGUUUCUAUCCGACGUUAAAUCGGGCUUGCAAGGUGUAGGAUUUCUCAAUGGGCGAACGCGCGACAAAGACAGUCGUCACAUGGUAAAGUUUCUCAAUCGCAUCCUUGGUCUCCACGUACAUACCCAAAACGCCUUCUUCCAGUACUUCUCUGAUACACUGGAAGAACUUGUGCGACGAGCGAAACGCGGCAAUCGCCUGGACUUAGGCAUUAUGGAUUUAGGUACUACUGGCCAGAACUUGGAGAUUGUUUGGACCCGAAAAUUCGACACGCGCUUCCUCUCCGAUUCCACCCAGGUGUGCCUACACAAAGUCACCACCCAACGAGGUGUCAGCUGGGCCUCCGCCAUGGAGCUUUACGCGCAGCACGAUGGUGAUGAGGACGGUUUUUACCUUCCGAAGCAGUCCACUGUGUCAAGAGUGAUGCCUUUGCUGGCCUUCUGCCUGCGCAACAAGGCCGGGGAUGUGGGGGACAGAGAGAGGCGGAAGAUGAAGCGUCUUUAUCGGGUGUAUAGACCAAACACGGGGAUGCAGUCUGAGCCUAUGGAGUACGGCAAACUGACAGAGCAGUAUGUCAAGGUUUCCAAUCCUACCGACUGCCAGGAACAUUGGUCCACCAUCUAUGACGAGUCUGCUACCAGGUGCAUCCAUCUCAUUCAACGCAAUCAUUGCAAUCGCGUUAGCGUACGCAAUCCUCAGGGACGGUCAGGCAUUUGUGAGGUCGGUCUCCGGGAGCGCACCUAUUACGUCCUCAGCGGAUCUGUCAUGAACGUAUGGACGCACGUAGAGCGAGUAUUGACGAAUCAGGCCGGUAAUUCUCCACCGAUGCAGGUGGUGCGCUUGAAGCCUAAGGAUGGAAAGCGAAUUGUGGGCGUACUCAUCCCUCAGGAUGGUGUAGAAGCCGUCCUUGACUGCCUUAAUAUCCUUCAGUCAAAUCCAGAUGACAUUCACCUCCGGCCGGCGCCCUUGCCUUCUGGCCUUUCCCAACCAAUUCAUCAAGUUAGAAGUCUCUCGCGAUCUUCUCUGCCUCCUCCAAUCAUAAAAUCCACAGGACAGCCACCUAUCGUGAUUGGGAAGCCUUCCGUAAGGUUCUCCGUUGCUAACGCCACUAACACUAAUGCUGCCGCCAUGACGCGUAACCCUGUGCGCAAUUUUGGGAAUGCCACCGCAAGUACCAUCACAACCGGUGUCGCUUCUUCCAACGCUCCCACCUUUCUUUCUCCUCGUAUGUCUUUCACUGCCCUUCAUCAGCCUCUGAGUCGAUUCCCACUGGCCUCUCGUGCCCAAUCCCGACUUGAGGCCGCUUUCCAGUGUCAGCCGAUUUCACAGGCACGUAAUAUAGUACCUCAGCGCGUUUUCACCUCCAUCAACGCACCGUCAUCGCAGCAAUCAAACUCUCCACAGAGGUUCGCUAGUCCACGAGGCUUCCAACCGUCGCGUCCUCCUUCCACUAGGGUUACUGCUCCACGUGCAGGAAGGAUUAAUUGGGUCAGCCAGGACAACGGCUACUAUGUAAACAAUCUUCCCGUCCAAGGCGUUUUUCAGCCUCGGUUACAGACACAGCAGCAGCUGGUGCAAUUGCAACAGGUUUAUCAACAACCACAACGGCAGCAGCCGUCACAACAAAAAUCUCGACAACUGUCCCAGGUACCUCCAACACUUGUAUCUGCAGCUAGUCCCAACAACACCGCUAAUCCCAUUGGCAGGACCAAGUCUUGUGUGCCACCGAACGGUGCUUCAGGGAGAGAUCCUGAUCGCUGCAUUUGUCUCAACCCCUGUUCCUUCUCCCUCUGUCCUCUUCCUGUCUGUAUCCCCCUGCUCGAUGAGCCCCCUGUGUAG
Echinococcus granulosus is the source of this 5340-nucleotide messenger RNA. RefSeq names its product Protein strawberry notch. The transcript is spliced from 13 exons. NCBI's taxonomy places the organism in Eukaryota, Metazoa, Platyhelminthes, Cestoda, Cyclophyllidea, Taeniidae. Gene Ontology annotation, biological process: regulation of DNA-templated transcription. Gene Ontology annotation, cellular component: nucleus. Bases 1 to 5340 code for a protein of 1779 amino acids. Gene Ontology annotation, molecular function: histone binding; chromatin DNA binding. The record is from RefSeq and is a predicted model, not a curated record.